UUGAACCUGCUCUGGGACCUCUGCCCCAACCUCGGUAGAUGGGCGCUCUAGGCUUCUGCCAGGCGGGCGCCUAUCCCGUCUACGUGCUCUGCUGCCUCCUCGUUGCUUACCUCCUCAACCAACUUGAUCGCUAUGACCUCGCCAUCGUAAUCCAGCCCCUGUCCCAGGAGCUUGAGUUUGGGGACAAAAGUUGUCUCCCGGUCGACAGUGCGGAGCGGAGCGGGGUGCAGUGCCGUAACGCCAGUUCCCAGGAGAGCUGCCUGUCCCUCCAGAAUGAGAACAAGACACAAUAUUGUCAAUGGAACUACGAUGGGACUGGAUGGGAGUAUCAGAUCAUGGCUGGUCCUGUCUUCGUCCUCAUUUUCACCUUCGCAGGGAUUUUCAUUGGAUUCGUGGCUGAUUCUGUGAAUCGGAAGCAUUUCCUGUCAGCCAGUCUCUUCCUCUGGAGUCUCAUGACGUUUCUGAUGGGAUUCGCCAAGCGUUACUGGCACCUGGUGCUGCUGCGUUUUGGGCAAGGGAUCAGUGAGGCUGGAUGCACACCGUUUGCAAUCAGUCUGAUUGUGGAUUACUUCCCAAAGGCGAUUCGAGGCUCAGCCAUUGGUUUCUAUAACUGGGGGAUCUACGCUGGCUACAGUCUAUCAUAUGCUGUCGGGAACUAUGUCACGAGGGCCAACAUUCUGGGACAGGGCUGGAGAUGGACCUUCUUCCUCAGCGCCAUCCCAGGGUUCAUCGUUAGCGCCAUCCUGCUACUGACUGUUCGGGAAGUUCCAUCCAGGAAGGGAAGAGAUGACGAUCCACUCCGUACCACAACACGAAGCCUCGGCCUCAGGCAGAAACUGUUGCAGGGUCUGCGGCCGUUCCUGACACCCUCGCUCCUGCUCUUCUCUCUCGCUGGCUCAGUCAGGAAUGCAGGAGGGUACGUUUGGGCCUACAAUACCCAAGUGUAUUUCAAUCUGUACUAUAGUGGUGUGGAUGUGGGCCGCUGGUUGUCAUGGAUACCGCUAGUCGGGGGCUGCAUUGGAGCUGUUACUGGAGGGUUUAUUGCGGAUCAAUUAGUCAAAAGAAGAGGCUUGUACGCACGUGUAUGGGUCUUGGUCUUCAGUCAGGUAGCAGCAGCUCCCUUUGUCGCUGGAGCCCUCUGGCUGAAGCCCCCGUAUGCCUUCCUCUCUUUAAUCCCAGCCAAUAUAAUUGGUGAGAUGGGGAUCGGGGUCGCACUGACUAUUGUUGUGGAGCUGGUUUCACCCACAGUUCGCACUCCUGUUGUGGCCAUCUACAUCUUCAUCAUUUCCAAUAUUGGUGGCAAUGCCCCAUUGCUGGUCACUCCACUAACCAGGCGUUGGAACCUGCGGCUUGCCUUGCUGGUCCUGUGCCCUGGCAUGUACAUCGCUGGGUCCUUGCUCUUCCUUCUUUCCCUCAUUGUAAUGCGCUGGGAACAGAAGAAGGUCUCUGAGGAGGAAUCACGCCCGCUGUUGGGAUUUGAGAGUUUGGACCUCGACCAUGGGUUAAUAGGGGAUUUGGAGCUUCACGACGACAGCUGAUGUUUUCUAUUAGACGCUGCCUCGGGG
Molecule: messenger RNA, 1565 nt
Organism: Pristis pectinata (smalltooth sawfish)
Lineage: Eukaryota; Metazoa; Chordata; Chondrichthyes; Rhinopristiformes; Pristidae
Product: probable galactarate/D-glucarate transporter GarP
Exons: 9
Coding region: 39-1538 (499 amino acids)
Biological process (GO): transmembrane transport
Cellular component (GO): membrane
Molecular function (GO): transmembrane transporter activity
Source: RefSeq, a predicted model, not a curated record